GUAGCUUUGGUUUUUGUUUCCUUCCUCUGGUCACUAUGGACACUGGCUUUUCACCCCUGUAGUAACAAUGUUGAAAGCUGAGUCCUCGGGUGAACGCACCACCCUUAGAAGUGCAUCUCCUCACAGGAACGCCUACAGAACGGAGUUCCAGGCGCUGAAGAGCACCUUUGACAAACCCCAGCCCGAUGGGGAGCAGAAGGCCAAGGCGGGCGAGGGUGCCCAGCAGAGCAGGGGGCGGAAGUAUGGCUCCAACGUUAAUAGGAUCAAGAAUCUGUUCAUGCAGAUGGGCAUGGAACCAAGCGAAACCGCAGCCGUGGUGGCCAAGACCAGGGGGAAGGGCGGGCAUGCGUCCCCUCCUAGGAGGCCGAGGCCCCGGGAGUUCCUGGAGAAGGCGGAUGGCUCGGUGGUGCAGCUGGAGUCCUCUGUUUCUGAGCGGAUCAGCAGGUUUGACACCAUGUAUGACGGCCCCUCGUAUUCCAAGUUCACAGAGACUCGGAAGCUGUUCGAGAGGAGUUUGCGAGAGUCGGGACAGAACCACCGCUACUCCCCCAAGAGAGAGAAGGCCGGAGCUGGCGAGCCCCCGGAUGAGUGGGGCGGUGCCAAGUCCAGCAGGGGCAGCACCGACUCCUUGGACAGCCUCAGCCCCCGGACCGAGGCCGUGUCCCCCACCGUGAGCCAACUGAGCGCCGUGUUCGAGGGUGCCGACUCCCCCGGGGCCAGCGCUCCCGAGAAGGCUGAGCACGAGUACUCGGUGACUGGGCACUACCCCUUGAACUUGCCCUCGGUGACGGUUACGAAUCUGGACACCUUCGGGCAUCUGAAGGAUGCGAAUUCUUGGUCCCCUCCGAGCAAGCAGGGAGCUGAAGCCGAGGAGGCUUGGAAGGGUGACACUGUUCCAGCACCCGAAGUGGCUUCUAGGGGCACCUCUCCAGCACCGAUGCCUGGCGAGGAGACCCAGCCGAGCUCGGACGCUGAGGAAGCCACAUCCCGACGUGAGACACCUGGCAGCCCUGACACAGAUGUACCCGGAGGUGCCAGUGCCGAAAACCAGGCAGUGCCAGAGCCUGAGGUUCAUUCCCCACAGAACGAGCCUGAAGAUGCUGACGCUCAUCUGGGUGGGAGCGAGGCAGCCAAGCAGCCGAGGAAGGAACCUUUGGGAGGCGGUUUCGCCUCUCCUGAUGCUUCUGUGUCCAGUUGUGGGAAAGAAGGGCCCGAGGACUCGAGUAACUUUGAGAGUUCCCAUGUGUACCUGCAUGGCGACUCUACUGUGUACAGGGUGAGAUCCAGGUAUAAUGCAGACUGGGCAGAGACUGGCACAGAGCAGGAGGAGGAGGAAGAUAGCGACGAGAACAGCGACUACCAGCCAGAUGUGGAAUACUCUGAGAUUGUUGGCUUGCCUGAGGAAGAAGAGAUCCCAGCCAACAGAAAGAUCAAGUUUAGUAGUGCUCCCAUCAAGGUUUUCAACACAUACUCCAAUGAAGACUAUGACAGGAGGAAUGACGAGGUCGAUCCCGUGGCUGCCUCAGCCGAGUAUGAGCUGGAAAAGCGUGUGGAGAAGUUGGAGCUCUUUCCAGUGGAGCUGGAGAAAGAUGAGGACGGUCUUGGCAUAAGUAUUAUUGGAAUGGGUGUGGGAGCAGACGCUGGGCUUGAAAAGCUGGGAAUAUUUGUCAAGACGGUGACAGAAGGCGGGGCGGCUCAGCGGGACGGCAGAAUACAAGUCAAUGACCAGAUUGUGGAAGUGGAUGGAAUCAGCUUGGUAGGUGUCACUCAGAAUUUUGCAGCAACAGUUCUCAGAAACACCAAGGGCAAUGUCAGGUUCAUCAUCGGCCGGGAGAGGCCUGGCCAGGUGAGCGAGGUAGCCCAGCUGAUCAGGCAGACGCUGGAGCAGGAGCGGCGCCAGCGGGAGCUGCUGGAACAGCACUACAGCCAGUGUGAUGCAGACGACGAUGAGAACACUGUGACUGAGUUGCAAGGAGUGUCUGGCAACUGCAAUAACAAUAACAACUAUUUUCUGAAGACAGGAGAAUAUGCCACAGAUGAGGAGGAGGACGAGGUGGGGCCUGUCCUUCCUGGCGGUGACAUGGCCAUUGAAGUCUUCGAGCUGCCUGACAACGAGGACGUGUUUUCUCCGUCGGACCUGGACACAAGCAAGCUCAGCCACAAGUUCAAGGAGCUGCAAAUCAAGCAUGCAGUUACAGAAGCCGAGAUUCAAAAAUUGAAGGCCAAGCUCCAGGCAGCAGAAAAUGAGAAAGUGAGGUGGGAAAUGGAGAAAACCCAGCUCCAACAGAACAUAGAGGAGAACAAGGAGAGGAUGCUGAAGCUGGAGGGCUACUGGAUUGAGGCGCAGACGCUGUGCCACACGGUGAAUGGGCACCUCAAGGAAACACAAAGCCAGUACCAGGCCCUGGAGAAGAAGUACAACAAGGCCAAAAAGCUCAUCAAGGACUUCCAGCAGAAAGAGCUUGAUUUCAUCAAGAGACAGGAAGCAGAAAGAAAGAAAAUCGAAGACUUGGAGAAAGCUCACGUCCUGGAGGUCCAAGCGCUUCAAGUGCGGAUCAGAGACCUGGAAGCAGAAGUGUUCAGGCUCCUGAAGCAAAACGGGACUCAAGUUAACAACAACAACAACAUCUUUGAGAGAAGAACGUCUCUUGACGAAGUCUCUAAGGGAGAAACCAUGGAGAACUUGGAUGUCAAGCAAACGUCUUGUCCUGAUGGCCUGAGUCAAGACUUGAAUGAAGCCGUCCCUGAGACAGAGCGCCUGGAUUCAAAAGCCCUGAAAAUGCGAGCCCAGCUGAGCGUGAAGAACCGGCGUCAGAGGCCCUCCCGGACCAGGCUAUAUGACAGCGUCAGCUCCACCGACGGGGAGGACAGUCUGGAGCGUAAGCCUUCAGACAGUUUCAGUAACCACAUGCAUGUUACCAAAUCCCUUGCACCCGAGGGUCCGAGAACUUCUUCUCCAGAAUCAGAUUCUGGGGUUCCGUCCCUCACCCCAGUGGCUAGCAAUGUGCCCUUCUCGUCUGACCACGUAGCUGGAUUUCAAGAAACACCUCUGCACCCAGAAAUGGGGUCUUUCUCCUCUGCUUGGGGAGACACUGCACUCGUUUCUUCUUCAAAAUCUGACAGUGUGGAAGACACCGCUUGCCAGCAUCAAGAUACCAACAAGAAAAUAGCACAAGAAAAAGAUGGUGCCACAGGUCCCAAAUCACCAAGGGCUUCCAGUUCGUUGGUGAUGCAAGGAGGAAACAUUAAGCGGAAGUUUGUGGAUCUGGGGGCACCCUUGCGAAGGAAUUCCAACAAGGGAAAGAAAUGGAAAGAAAAGGAAAAAGAAGCCAAUAGGUUUUCUGCAGGUAGCAG
Messenger RNA from Carlito syrichta (Philippine tarsier), 3354 nucleotides. It is a transcript of the gene PPP1R9A, whose product is annotated as protein phosphatase 1 regulatory subunit 9A. Lineage: Eukaryota; Metazoa; Chordata; Mammalia; Primates; Tarsiidae. The transcript has 15 exons. Gene Ontology annotation, molecular function: actin filament binding. The annotation marks the transcript as partial. Gene Ontology annotation, cellular component: cytoplasm; dendrite; actin cytoskeleton. Gene Ontology annotation, biological process: actin filament organization; neuron projection development; calcium-mediated signaling. The record is from RefSeq and is a predicted model, not a curated record.